Messenger RNA from Fusarium poae, 1044 nucleotides. RefSeq lists its product as uncharacterized. The transcript has 2 exons. The record is from RefSeq and is a predicted model, not a curated record. NCBI's taxonomy places the organism in Eukaryota, Fungi, Ascomycota, Sordariomycetes, Hypocreales, Nectriaceae. Bases 1 to 1044 code for a protein of 347 amino acids.
AUGGGUUCCAAGUUUGUCUUUGCCGAAGGUUGGGAAUGGCCGGAGGAUGACAGCAUGGAAAUCGCUCCUCCAGCUCUGAAGCAUGGAGUCCCAGAUGAGAUUGUCCGAGCUCCUUUGGUUCCCUGCAAGUCUAUUAUACCAAUUCAGGGAAGAGAAGAGGAUCGCGGAGAUGGGCCACGAGGCCCAUCAGGGCCAUUACUAUCGGGACUGCGCCCCCAAUCCAGAGAUGGACUGGUCCUUCGAGGUCGUCUCAUCUAUCUGAAAGUUUUUGCGCAUAAUGAUGCAGUUGUAAAUUGUAUAUGUACUCUAUAUGAUAGGUUCGUAGAACCAAACGUAGACGCUAAUAUAUGCAUUGUGAAUCGUUAUAGUAAGACCUUGGGAUCUCAACCAAGAUGGUAUACAGAAAGCGGUCUAGACGGAGCCUUCUGGAAGAUCAGAGUCCAGGAUUUACUGGCCCUGCUGGGAGUAGAGGCAGCCAACGGGCUUGCUGACCGGGCUGACGGCAAAGGUGAUGUAGACACAGUUGCUGUUAGCACCGGGGUUGUCGACACCAGCGCUGGUGAAGACGGUGUAAGAGCCAUCCUCCUGAGGGCAGGCGAUGAAUUUGGUGUUGUCAUCGUACUGGAGGAAGUUGUCCUUGCUGAUACCCCACUUGUUCUCCUCACAGCGGGUGCAGAGAGGCUGAGCACCGGUGCGGUAACCCAGGUUGCCUUGGCCCAUGCCGCUUCGGUCUGUGAAGACGAUUUGCUUAGGGUUGGAAGUAGAGUAGAGAGUCAUCUUCUUAGUCUUGGUGUUGAGGGCGAAGGUAGCAGCAUCCGCCUUGACACCACGGUCACAAGAUGCGCCCUGGUCCUUGAGCUUGAGGGUAAGGCCGUUCAUGGAGGCCUGGAGGUUGGUGUGAUGGACAGGGCUAGCAGAUCGAAGGGCAACAGCCUGGAAGACCUUGACAUCGGGGUUGGGAGCGGCAGAGACGAUGCCAGCGGCGACGAGAGGAGUAAGGACGAGGUUCUUGAACUGCAUGUUGGCGGUUGUUGUUUUGGUUGA